Cavenderia fasciculata is the source of this 90-nucleotide messenger RNA. RefSeq lists its product as uncharacterized. Lineage: Eukaryota; Evosea; Eumycetozoa; Acytosteliales; Cavenderiaceae. The transcript is spliced from 2 exons. The coding region runs from base 1 to 90 and encodes 29 amino acids. The record is from RefSeq and is a predicted model, not a curated record.
AUGGCACAUGGCAACAACAAAAAGGUUAUAUAUUAUACAAGUCAGUCACUCUUUAAACAAAAAGCAGCAGUAGCAGCAUUGGUCAACUAA